This is a messenger RNA of Arabidopsis arenosa, 2089 nucleotides long. The record is from the annotation of a GenBank genome assembly. Lineage: Eukaryota; Viridiplantae; Streptophyta; Magnoliopsida; Brassicales; Brassicaceae.
GAAAAAAUCGAAAGCAACAAAUUUUUCUUCUUCCUCUCCUCUUUCAAGCUCUCUCAAUCAAUGGCGUCGUCUCUAUCUCCACCGGAAAAAGCAUCGUAUCACCACCGUCACUCCAAAAGAUACUCUUCCUCAUCCACCAACGGAAACGUCGAAUCAUCGGUUUCCGAUUUCGUCAAACGACCGAAAAUCUCUCCUCAGAAUUACAUAUCUUGUUCCGAGAUCGAAUCAGAGUUUUCUCAUCAUGAUCCAGACUUUGCACGAAUCAAUAACGGUAGCUUUGGUUGUUGUCCAUCAUCAAUCCUCGCUUUACAACGAGAUUGGCAACUCCGGUUCCUUCGUCAACCGGAUCGAUUCUAUUUCGACGAACUCAAACCGAAAAUCUCCGAUUCUAGAUCUGUAAUCAAACGGUUAAUCAACGCCGAGCACGACGAUGAAGUCUCGAUCGUUGAUAACGCUACAACUGCAGCUGCAAUCGUUCUUCAACAAACCGCUUGGGCUUUUCGUGAAGGAAGGUUCGAUAAAGGCGACGCGGUGGUUAUGCUUCAUUACGCUUAUGGCUCUGUGAAGAAAUCUGUUGAAGCGUAUGUUACACGCUCCGGUGGACACGUCAUCGAGGUACAGUUACCUUUUCCGGUUAUAUCGGCGGAUGAAAUUAUUGACCGGUUUAGGAUUGGUUUAGAGUCGGGUAAAGCGAAUGGUAGGAGAGUUAGGUUAGCUUUGAUUGAUCAUGUGACUUCUAUGCCAAGUGUUGUGAUUCCGAUUAAAGAGCUUGUGAAGAUUUGUAGAAGCGAAGGUGUUGACCAAGUUUUUGUUGAUGCUGCUCAUGGGAUUGGUUGUGUUGAUGUUGAUAUGAAGGAGAUUGGUGCUGAUUUCUAUACAAGUAAUCUUCAUAAGUGGUUUUUCGCACCGCCUUCUGUUGCUUUCUUGUAUUGUAGGAAAUCAAGUAAUGGUGGUGGUGGUGUUGCGGAUUUGCAUCAUCCUGUUGUGUCGAAUGAGUAUGGGAACGGUUUGGCGGUUGAGAGUUCGUGGGUUGGAACUAGAGAUUAUAGUGCUCAGUUGGUGGUUCCUUCGAUUUUGGAGUUUGUGAAUCGGUUUGAAGGUGGGAUUGAUGGUAUUAAGAAGAGGAAUCAUGAGUCUGUUGUUGAGAUGGGUCAAAUGUUGGUUAAGUCUUGGGGGACUCAGCUCGGUUGUCCGCCUGAGAUGUGUGCGAGUAUGAUCAUGGUCGGGUUGCCGGUGUGUUUAGGAGUGUCGAGUGAUUCAGAUGUUUUGAAGCUUAGAACGUUUUUGAGAGAAAAGUUCAGAAUUGAAAUCCCGAUCUACUUUAGGCCACCUGGGGACGGAGAGAUUGAUCCGAUCACGGGGUAUGUGCGUAUUUCUUUUCAAGUUUACAACAAACCUGAGGAUUAUCAUAGGCUCAGGGACGCAAUAAACGGGCUUGUAAGAGAUGGGUUCAAAUGCACGUCUCUAUCUGGUUGAAUAAGGUACGCUUUUAGGUUUUAGUAACCAAUACCAUAUUUUGCUUUCAUAAUAGUCGUUUCUUGCCAAUAAACCUGAUUCUUCUAGUUUCUCAACAAUCAUAUUGAUCAUUGCAGAACAUUUAUCUCCAUAAAAACAUGACUAAAUCUUGAUUAGCAUUUCAUUUCUUUGUUUUUAUCAUCAACUUGGUCCCGGUGUUAUUAGAAACGUGAAGGAGCACCUAUAUUGUUGGCCUGUUGGGGAACAUUGUGUUUUGUUUUCCUCUUAGUAAGCAUUUGUGAGGCAUGAUUCUAAGAACAUCGUAAUAGUGUAAUGUUUUCAUCAUCGUUUCACUUAUCUCGUCUAUUAUGUAUUAACCAGGGCAUCAAGCUUUUAGAGCAAACGAAUCAUCCUGAAAGUUAUCAUGGUUUAGGUACCAUGGAGCUUCAUGAGAUUUGGAAGAAGUGAAGUAACCUCUCUAUUUCCAUACUCAUAUCUCUCAACAUAAACUUCUUAUACAGUAAUGAUGUAUGAGAAAACUAAGUUUUCUUCUGUUUCCGUUGCUCGAAUUGCCUGUUCAAAAUCUCCCAUUUACAUAACGUUAGCAGGUCGGUAAUAAAGCACUAUAGUUAGU